GGUGAGCCCCGAGGACCGCUGGGGAGAGUACUCCUGCAUCUUCCUCCCGGAGCCCAUGGGCAAGGCGGACAUCCCGCUGACGGGGCCCCCCCGGGUGAAGGCGGUGAAGAAGUCAGACCACAUCGACGAGGGUGAGACGGCCGUGCUGGUCUGCACGUCCGAGUCGGUGCCCCCAGUCACGGACUGGGUCUGGUCCAAGCUGGUGUCCUCGGGGAGCCAGGUCGUGGUGAACGGCUCCCAGGACAGGUUCUUCGUGAGCUCCUCGGCGGGGCGGUCGGAGCUGCGCAUCCAGGACCUGGACCUGAAGGCGGACGCCGG
Molecule: messenger RNA, 318 nt
Organism: Carlito syrichta (Philippine tarsier)
Lineage: Eukaryota; Metazoa; Chordata; Mammalia; Primates; Tarsiidae
Product: basigin-like
Exons: 3
Source: RefSeq, a predicted model, not a curated record